CGAAAAUGAUGUUCCAACUCACUCUUACUAAUUUGGCAGCGAUGCUUGCAUUUUCGCCUGCGGUCCUGGGUUUUACUACCCCUUGUAUUUAUCAAGGAUACACGUGUGGUUAUACGAUGAUUGCUACCUACGGGUAUAAUAACACUGAGUUAACCACCGCGGUGAACAAAACUUCUAUUAUUCCUCCGCUCGCUGAUACCCAGCUGCUUCAGGUCCUCUACCGCUGUGUGGACACCAACGGCACUAUUGCAGGAAAUUCUCUUUGCAUUGCUGGUUGUAUCUCCAUGAAUUCAACCACUCUGGAUGACCAGUGUGCCUUGUAAUUCCUGGGUAACAGUGAUACUCUGUCUCUUUAAAUUAUCUAGAUGGAGAUACUUUGGAGCUAUUCCCUACCUAGAGGUUCUUUAGGAAAGCACUAGGCCAGGGGCGAGCGCAGUUAGGAAUCUGAAAGCUUAGCUUGAAUAAAGUCCAACUAAUUUAGGCUACUUUUAUUAUACUAACUUAUUACUGUAAGACUCUGCCCUUCCCUUUUAACUAUCGGAUAGGUCAUAAGGGAAUAAACCUUUAUUUCCUUUAUGCUAGCUGAGACAGUGGGGUACAAUGCC
Molecule: messenger RNA, 605 nt
Organism: Trichoderma asperellum CBS 433.97
Lineage: Eukaryota; Fungi; Ascomycota; Sordariomycetes; Hypocreales; Hypocreaceae
Source: RefSeq, a predicted model, not a curated record